Messenger RNA from Fonsecaea nubica, 1452 nucleotides. RefSeq lists its product as hypothetical. The record is from RefSeq and is a predicted model, not a curated record. NCBI's taxonomy places the organism in Eukaryota, Fungi, Ascomycota, Eurotiomycetes, Chaetothyriales, Herpotrichiellaceae. The coding region runs from base 1 to 1452 and encodes 483 amino acids. The transcript has a single exon.
AUGAUAUCCUUCUUCAGCGUCACAGGGGUGAUCCUGCUCGUUGCUGGGAUAGCAAUCUGGAGGACUCAUCACAAGAGCCACAUGCGCGGCCAAGCUGAUGACACAGCGAUUCACAACGACGGCGGCGGCGACUCGGGGAACGGCAAUCAAGAUGCGGACAGCAUCCGUGCAGGCAACGCUCCAGUCAUUGAUGGGCAAGCAGACAAUCGAGGCGGAAAUUGGAGGUGGAGAAAGAUCAUUGACGGCGUCGGUUGGGCCCAGGUACCAGACGGGCCUGAAGAUCGAGAAGAGACGCGAGUGAUAGCAAGACGACGAGGUAUCAGGGAGAAGCCUGAGCAAGCGCUCGUAUCUGUGUCUAUUGGCAGUGCUGAGGGCCAGGCAGGGACGAGCUACGCGAAUGAUGUUGAGAAAGGAGGAUCACGGCCUACAGAUGUCAUGUCAUUCGAGAACCUUGGUGGGUAUCGAUACGGCGAUUUUGCAUACGGCCACGACAACAUGGCGCCGCUUCCGGUUCCUGCUUCGGUCCAAGACCAAAACCCAUUGCACCGACAUUCACCUAGCAUCGUCGAAGUCGAAGCCGUUCCGGCAGGUUCUUAUCUUUCCCGGAUCCCCAGCACAGACUCGAGGGAAUCGGGACAUGGGUGUCGACUGACCUCGUACAAUGGACUGCCGCCUGUACACCAGCAGCAAAAUGACAAUAUGAUGGCGGCACUCCCGAUCCCGAAGGACCACCCGCUCUACCAACACCAUCCGGUUUCCCAAAGCCCAGCGCCGUCUCAACCCUCAGAUCAAAGCUCAGACCACAAGCCCCCGGCAUUCCACUACGAGCGCGACAGUCUUGUCCCUGCACCCCUGAAUCCCCGUCAUGGAAAGCGCUGCCUCGACGUCGAUCAGAGCCGCGAACCAACUCCAAGUACAGACUCGGUGCGCGCGGCAUCCGGUCUCACGCUGGAACGCCCUUCGAGUGCUCGGUCUCAGCCUGCUUCAGCCUGCAGAUCAGUGUCACGGGAAUGGCCUGAGCCUCGAUACAGCAUGUUUGAAAGUCCCCUGAGGCAGCAUCCACCAGAGUUGUUCCUGGACCUACCAGGCCCAAGGGAUGUGUCGGCGCAAACUUCAUCCCAGGAGCCACAGGAAAUGCUAGCCGGUGAGACUGGGACGAAAGAUGAUGAUGAUCUCCGAACCGACCGGUCUUUGACGACAGAAGUGAAGUCUUCAUGUCCAACACUACACCAGCCCGUGAACGGAUCCGAUCAGCAGCGUCACCAUCACCAUCCUCGUCAAGGUCAAGGUCAACGCCACCGUCAUCGCCAUUUCAGCUCGUGCGACGCCGGCUGGACGACCGUCCCUCUCACCCCAUCAUCACAGUCCACCGCCGCCAGCAGGCCAUCGAGAUGGAGUUGGACGGCAGAGGAUUUCAGGGUGGUGGGAACGGACAGGGACAAUGUCGUGUGA